UGGCCGGAGCCGGGUGGGAAGUUUCUUGGCGUUUGUUCCCAGCACAAGCUCCCGGGUCCCGCUGCUGCGGGCGGAGCGGCCCCCGGGCUCUGGCGGGAGCAGCGGUGGGGCGCGUGCGAGGAGGAGCCGGGCUCCGGGGUGCGAGAUGAAGCCGGGGCGUGGGGAAGCCGGAGCCGCCCUGCUCCUCCUCCUCCUUCCCGGCUGCUCCAGCCCCGCGGCCAGGCGGCUGCUCCCUCCUGCCUGAGCCCCCGAGUGUCCCGCUGCCGCCGCCGCGAUGGGGACGCUGCCCGCGGCUCCCCGCCUCCUGCUGCUCCUGGCUGGCGCUGCCGGGCUGUGCCGCGCUCGCUUCUCCUUCCCGCUGCGGGUGUCCCCGCCGGCCGCCCCGGGGAGCGGCUCCGGGAGCAGCCGCCAGCAGGCCCCCGCCGGCGAGGCGGACGGCUUGGCCUUAGCCUCGGAGCCCGGGGCCGCCGUCAGCUUCUUGGCCAUGGUGGAGAACCUGCAGGGAGACUCCGGCCGGGGCUACUACCUGGAGAUGCUGCUCGGGACCCCGCCGCAGAAGUUAAAUAUUCUGGUUGACACUGGAAGCAGUAAUUUUGCAGUUGCAGGUGCCCCAAACCCUGAUGUAACGUCGUACUUCAAUACAGAGGAGUCAAGUACAUAUAAGUCACAAGGCACUGAUGUCACUGUCCAGUAUACGCAAGGAAGUUGGACUGGAGUACUUGGCACUGAUGUCAUUACUAUUCCAAAGGGAAUCAAUGGCACGUACACUAUCAACAUUGCAACCAUUCUGGAAUCAGAGAAUUUCUUUUUACCGGGGGUUAAAUGGCAUGGGAUCCUUGGACUUGCCUAUGAUGCCUUAGCCAAGCCUUCAAGUUCGGUGGAGACAUUCUUUGAUUCCCUUGUGAGUCAAGCAAAGAUUCCCAACGUUUUCUCCCUGCAAAUGUGUGGUGCUGGAAUGCCUGUUCCUGGAAGUGGUACCAACGGAGGUAGUCUUGUCAUGGGUGGAAUUGAACCAAGUUUGUACAAGGGUGAUAUCUGGUACACACCUAUAAAGGAGGAAUGGUAUUACCAGGUUGAAAUUCUCAAACUGGAGGUUGGAGGCCAGAACCUUAACUUGGACUGCAGAGAGUAUAAUGCAGACAAAGCAAUAGUAGACAGUGGCACCACUCUCCUCCGCCUUCCCCAGAAAGUCUUCAAUGCUGUGGUCGAAGCAAUUGUGAGCACAUCUUUGAUCCAAACAUUCUCCUCUGGAUUCUGGACUGGUUCCCAGCUUGCAUGCUGGGAUAAGACUGAAACACCAUGGUCCUUAUUUCCUAAAUUAUCUAUCUACCUGAGAGAUGAAAACUCCAGCAGAUCAUUUCGGAUAACUAUCCUACCACAGCUUUAUAUUCAACCCAUCCUUGGGAUUGGACAGAAUUUAGAAUGCUACCGUUUUGGCAUCUCUUCCUCCAGCGGUGCCCUGGUUAUUGGUGCUACAGUCAUGGAGGGCUUCUACGUUAUCUUUGACAGGGCACAGAAGAGAGUGGGCUUUGCAGUUAGUCCAUGCGCAGAAGUUGGUGGCUCUCCAGUAUCUGAGAUUGAAGGCCCUUUCACAACAGCAGAUAUAGCAAGCAACUGUGUCGCCACAAUGACCUUGCACGAACCGAUGUUGUGGAUUAUCUCCUAUGCUCUCAUGAGUUUAUGUGGAAUCAUCCUCCUUGUUUUGAUAAUCUUACUGCUUCUUCCACCUCGCUGUCAGCAUCGCUUCACUGACAAUGAUGUAGUCAGUGACGAGUCAUCGUUAGUGCGUCAUCGAUGGAAAUGAGGAACUUGAUCAAACUCAAGGAACCUUGGAUUCUCUUAACGCAAUUAAGGAUAAAGUUUCUAACCCCAGAGAGAAAGCCAAGGCCUUGUUCCGUAUACAUUAAUCUCAAAUCACUGUUCUACUGCUGGAUACUCUCCAGGCAUAUUGCAUCAUAACUUUUACGCUUUAUUUCUAACACUGAUUCUGAACCAAAACAUUAUAACCACUCUCAAGUGCUACCUUACUGGUUCUGCUCCUCAGUAGCACAGCUGAACCUUUAAGAUCUCAGUAGUGCUUUAAAAAAAACAAAAAAAAUACAUUGUGAUGUUCUUCCAUCAGAUGCACAAUGUUGCUUAUCCCUUCCUCGAAGAAAAGAACUGUCAAGUUUCUAACAUUAAUCAAGCCUUGAGUAUAGAAAAAGAAAAAAGAUCAUAAGUUUUAUUGAUUUUCUUAUUAAUCCCAUUAAAGAAAUACUAUUUUCUGUUUAAAGCAAUUCAUUUUGAAACAGUGCUCACAGUGUGGGGGAGAGGGAAAGGUGAGUCUUGUGCAGCAGAUGGAAGAAAGUCAGGUCAAGAAGAAAUUUUAUUUUUCAAGAAAAUAAACUGCUGUCAUUUGAGUGGGUCUCCCUUUGUAGGCUGUCCUUUCUAAAUAGAUUGAAGAGGAAAAAUGGGAAACCAAAACUACUCAGCCUUAGUGUAAAACAAGACUACCUCUGUUAAUUUAUAAGGAUACUUACUCUUGGUAAGUAUGGCGCACAUAAAACUGUUCUUAAACUACAAGAAAUCCUGUACCACAAGAUGCAUUUUCUUGACUCCCAAAUAGUUAUUGCUUAAUCCUCCUUUUAUAAAAUAGUUUUUCAGUUAAACACAUUAAGGUAUGUCAGCUUAGCUCUGGCAUGUCCAUCUUGGUGAAAAAUAUAUUAUAUUACACAGAGUGAUUGGAACGCUAGGUAAGAGACUGAAAAGUACUGGUCCAGUAAACCUAAAAAGAAUAUUAAAAAUUAAAAAAAACAUUCUGGACCAGAUUAUCUUCUCAGUUGUACAAGUAUAAAUCUGGAGUUUAACUGAGAUCAGAAUGUGACCCUUUCUUUAAAUUUUGAUGAGUAUUUUCUUAUAGCUAGUAAGCCAGUGUUGCAGUUGCUCAACCUUGGUUUCCUUUGUAAAGUUCUUGCACAGUCACCGAGUGUGUGUGUGUGAGAGGGUGGGGGAAGGGAGGGAGAAACAGUGCUAGGCUCAGAAAUUAAAUUAUAAUUACACUUUUUAACCACCACCUACAUUUUGCAUCCUAGCUAAAAGUGCCUUUUAAGGUGUUUUAUUAUAGUUUCGGAUUGCUGGGCUGGCUGAGGGAAUAGCUGGAGUUUUGUUUUUACAUCUGAAAAUGCUUUUCUUGGAACUAGUAGUAGGAAACUUCUGCAUAUGGCUUGUCUUGUUUUGUUUUUCUCCUGGCCUUAUAAAAAACUAUACUAAGAAAUGUAAAGAUCUGCAUAGCAAGAAUGAUAAAAAUGUGUUACAAUUAGGCUUAUUUUCAUAGAUUUUUAUCCCUAUGAUAUUUAUCUCUCUAAAUCCACACAGCUUCCCUUUUUAUAUUGUUAAAAAAUUAGACUUUUUUUCUUUGUCAGUUCUAAUAUGAAGAUGGCUAAAAUUGUGCUAAGAAAGCACUAUCUUUGAUUCCUCAUGUGAGCUAGGUGACUGAGUUCCUUUUUCUUUCACAUAUCAUGACAUUUCUGUUCCAUAGUGUACUUUCAGUUUGUUUGGAUUUUUUUUUCUUUGCACAAAAGGAGAAUAAAAUGCAAUGCACCUCAUUUUCUGAAGUCUUGAGUUCCCACAGCUCCUGUUGAUUUCACCUGGCAUUGGGGCGCUCAGCACUUUUGAAAACGAGGCCCUGUGUUUCUUCAUAAUUGAAUUGUUAUACUGUUGAAACAAAUUUGCAUUAGGAGCAUUGAGUUGAAACAUAAAAAGAAAGUUCCUUUUUUGAGUUUUACCCAAAGUUUUUUUGCUUUGGAAAGAAUGGUGUUUCUAGUUCUUCAGUCUAGCUCCAUUUAGUCCUCCUGGGUUCGACUUGACACAUAGGAAUGUGACUGAAAAUAUCUUUUUGUGUUUUGUUAAGGAAAUAUAUUUAAUACUCUUGUCAUAUUUUGUUUUAAAUUAAAAUAUUUUUGACUUUUUGUA
This is a messenger RNA of Mauremys mutica (yellowpond turtle), 3951 nucleotides long. RefSeq names its product beta-secretase 2 (gene BACE2). NCBI's taxonomy places the organism in Eukaryota, Metazoa, Chordata, Testudines, Geoemydidae. Gene Ontology annotation, biological process: amyloid-beta metabolic process; membrane protein ectodomain proteolysis. The transcript is spliced from 9 exons. The record is from RefSeq and is a predicted model, not a curated record. Gene Ontology annotation, cellular component: trans-Golgi network; endosome; membrane. Gene Ontology annotation, molecular function: aspartic-type endopeptidase activity. The coding region runs from base 275 to 1804 and encodes 509 amino acids.